GAGGGGAGGGGUUGAGCGAAGGAGGGGGAGGGAUUCUGGGUAGGAGGGUGGGCCGAAAAGAGGUAACAUCCGGGAUCCUGGAAACAGGCGUGCGGAAAGGGGGCGGGACAGAAACUGGUCGGAGAAGGGAAAACAGCUGUAGCCGCCUCAAUCGCAGCUUCCUACGAAGGCCAGCUUCUGCUGGGGGCCCCGUUGUGGAGCCGCCUGCCCUGAGGGGCCCCGCCCGACUCUGCGCGGCUGCGCUCAGAUAAUAUCUCAUUGGAUCCUCACAUACACUCUGCGAGACAGGUGCUAUUUAUACAUUUUUACAGGUUUCCUUAAAAAAAAGAAAGAAAGAAAGAAAGAAAGAAAACAAUGGAGGAAUCUAUAAGCCAAAUGCAGCCACUGAAUGAGAAACAGGUGACCAAUUCUGCCAGUGGCCACAUAUGGCAGGUCACCGACAUGAAUCGACUACACCGUUUCUUAUGUUUUGGUUCUGAAGGUGGUACUUACUGCAUCAAAGAGCAGAAAUUGGGCCUUGAAAACGCUGAAGCUUUAAUUAGACUGAUUGAAGAUGGCAAAGGAUGUGAUGUAAUACAAGAAAUAAAGACUUUUAGUCAAGAAGGGAGAACAGCAAAGCCCGAGCCAUUGCUUUUUGCUCUCGCCAUUUGCUCACAGUGUUCUGAUAUAAACACAAAACAAGCAGCCUUUAAAGCAGUUUCCGAAGUAUGUCAAAUACCUACCCACCUCUUCACUUUUAUUCAAUUUAAAAAAGAUCUGAAAGAAAGUAUGAAAUGUGGUAUGUGGGGUCGUGCUCUCAGAAAAGCUGUAGCAGACUGGUAUAAUGGAAAAAAUGGCAUGGCUCUUGCUCUGGCUAUUACAAAAUAUAAACAAAGAAAUGGCUGGUCACACAAAGAUCUUUUAAGAUUGUCUCAUCUUAAACCUUCUAAUGAAGGACUUGCUAUUGUGACCAAGUAUGUUACAAAGGGUUGGAAAGAGGUACAGGAAGCAUAUAAAGAUAAGGCACUUUCCCCAGAGACAGAAAAAUUACUGAAAUAUCUGGAAGCUGUGGAGAGAGUGAAGCACACAAAAGAUGAAUUAGAAGUUAUUCAUCUAAUAGAAGAACAUAAAUUAGUUAGGGAACAUCUUCUGACUAAUCAUCUAAAAUCUAAAGAGGUGUGGAAAGCCUUGUUGCAGGAAAUGCCUCUAACUGCAUUGCUUAGGAAUCUCGGGAAGAUGACAGCCAAUUCAGUGCUUGAGCCAGGAAGUUCAGAAGUUUCUUCAGUAUGUGAAAGACUAUGUAAUGAUAAACUUUUAAAGAAGGCUCGUAUACAUCCAUUCCAUGUUUUAGUUGCACUGAAAACUUAUAAAACAGGACAUGGACUCCGAGGAAAACUGAAGUGGAUUCCUGAUGAAGACAUUUUAAAAGCAUUAAAUACUGCAUUUUAUAAAACAUUUAAGACAGUUGAACCAACAGGAAAACGUUUCUUGCUAGCUGUUGAUGUCAGUGGUUCCAUGGAUCAAAGAGUUUUGGGCAGUAUACUCAAUGCUAGUACAAUUGCUGCAGCAAUGUGUAUGGUUGUUGUAAGAACAGAAAAAGAUUCCCAUAUAAUUGCAUUUUCACAUGAAAUGGUACCAUGCCCAGUGACUAUGGAUAUGACUUUGUGUCAAGUAUUGAAAGUUAUGGAUGAGAUUCCAAUGGGUUGUACUGAUUGUUCUCUUCCAAUGAUAUGGGCUCAGAAGACAAAUACAGUUGCUGAUAUCUUCAUUGUGUUCACUGAUAACGAGACCUAUUUUGGAAGUGUCCAUCCAGCUAUGGCUCUGAGGGAUUACCGGAUGAAAAUGGACAUUCCAGCUAAAUUGAUUGUUUGUGGAAUGACCUCAAAUGGUUUUACCAUUGCAGACCCAGAUGAUAGAGGCAUGUUGGAUAUGUGUGGCUUUGAUACUGGAGCUCUGGAUGUAAUUCGAAAUUUCACAAUGGAUGUGAUUUAACCUUCUGGCACCAGCACUUCACUUCAUGUCCAUUGAUGGCAGUGGAUUUUGCUACAAAGAUCUAAUUACCAGUUAAAUUUAAUCAACUGAAAAAUGAUAGACAUAUCAGAAAUUUAACUUUUUAUCCUUUUUUCAAAAGGAAAGAAACCUAAAAUUACUUUCCUUUCUAUUAUAUAUAAUUUAAACUGCUAAUAAAUUAAACUCAACCAAUAUUUUAUAAAGCAUCUACUGCUAAACUCAGCAUAGAAACUUUAUUUCCAAUUUCUACUGAGAAGAAAAAAAUGUGUUCUGAUGCAUUCACUGAAGAUACUUUUGUUUUAGAAAAUCAUUAGUACUAUAUUUAUUAGGUGAGAGCCAAAAAUGAAAAUGGCCCCAACACGACUGUAUGCCAGCAUAAACAUUUGCUUAAACUGUGUUGUUUAAAAUUUCCUGUUUCCUCAUUUGAAAAGGAUAAUUUUAAUGAUACUUAAAUUGUUUGAAAUCCAAAUACUGAGUAUAUUCUUUGGGUGCAGUAGACCAUGUAACUGUGAUGGAAUAUAAAAAUGAUCUGUAAGAUUUUCAACUUGGGAUAGAGAAGAUAAAAGAGUUGAAGAUCACACCAAGCAAUUUGAAGAAAUAAUCAGAGCUUCAUCAUAUCUCUAAAAUAAUUUGUGUGAUCUCUUAAGAUCACAUUUGUAGUAGUUUUCUUACAUAUUGAAAAUCAACUUUUAACAGUUUUAAAUUAGCACUCAUAGAAUGCAAGGUAGGUAUUCAGAAACAACAUUGAUUAGCAGUUUUUAUAAAUUUACAUUUUAAUAAAGAAUUGUUUUCUAGAAGAAAAACUGAAUAAGUUACUCUAGGUUAUGAGAAUUUUGAUAUAAAUUUACUACUUAAAUAAUUUAAUUUGUCUGGACAAUUCCAGUAAUUAUCAAAAUUAAACCAUAUUAAAAAUAUAAAAUUAACCCUCAGAAAUGAACAUUUUCCUACUUUGAAAGUAGAGCUUUUAAAACAAUUAUGUCUUAACUAUUAUCUUGUUGAUUGCAUCUUAAAUGAGUUUCUAUUAUCUGCAAGGUAAAACCAUCACUAACUUCCUAUAUUGCCAGGUUUUUUUGUCUGGCAACACAAAUUUGGUAAAUUGUUUUCUGAUCAUAGAAAAUACUUGACAAAAGAUAGGUCUCCUGGUAAAUGAUACAUUUUGCAAAGGACUGUUUAUGAAUUAAAGCAAUAGAUUCAUUAACAUCUUCAGGGAAAUUUGUAAAAAUCGAGUGUGGUAAUUUUUUUUUUUUUUGGUACAACAAAGAGUACUUAAGGAACAAAUAUAGUCUUGAUAGGAAAUUUUCUUUAAUCAUAAAAUAACUACUGAAGUUUUAAGCUUAAUAAUUGUUCAUAAUUUUCACAUGAUUAUGCCACCAGUAGUCUCAAUAUUAAAACUUUAAUUUUUCAUUUGUCAUUUUUAAAAAAUUAUUGUGCAAGAAGUAAAACUAGUAAUCAGAUUUUUAACUAUACUUGCUUAGCCAUUAGAGAUUUGUAUGUGUUUGGUGGAGUCAAACAGUAUUAUUGUAAUUUAUAUAUGUAAAUUUUUUCUACUUUUUUAGAACAUUUUUUCAGAAUAGUAAUUUUAGAGCUGUGAUAAAAUCAGCUAUUUUCAACCAUGACUUCAGACAGCGUGGUAGCAGUUUUAAAGUUGAUUCCUGUAUGGAUUAUAUUACAAUACUUUUCAUAGUUGGAGAAUCUGUGAUUCCACUGGUAUCUGUUAUCUCCUCCACAAAAAUAGCUUACAAUUUGUCAGUUACUAGGCAGUUUUUGAGAUCUGCCAUAGCUAAAAAAAAUUAUACUUUUUGCAAUAUAUACCUUGGUAAUAUACCUCUUUUCAUUCAGCUAAAUAGUCCUUUAUACCAGUUUAUAUAACCAGGUAACUCCUCAAAAGCCCUUCCAGCUUGGUAACUAUAAUUCCUAGAUUGUAACAAUAUGGGUCAUAUUUUUAGUAAAUCAAGCUUUUACGAGGAAGCAUCCUUCUCAAAAUGCAUUGCUACACCCUAUACUUCUGAUAUAUUAUAACCGAACUUUAAGACAUAUUUCUGAAGUAUUUUUUUUUUUAGUUUUCUGUAAGAUUUCAGGUAAUUACAUAUUAGAUGUUUUUGAUGCCUACAACUAUCAUACUAUUUAGAUAGAAUUUAAAGAACAUUUGAUAGAUGUAUAUAAUUAACUAUUAAAAUUACUUUUUGAGUACUUCAUAAAUUAAAAAUUUAGAAAUACAGGAUGACUAUUCCUAGAAAUGUAAAUGAGAUAAAACAUUUAAAAAGAGAUUACAUGUAUAAAAUAUUUUUUUAGUAUCUGUCAAGUCAACAAUCUUUUUAUAAGUAUCUUCAGGAAUUAAUAUCAAAAUCAUUUAGAGAAAUAAUUUGUGACCUUGAGAAAUGUAGGUUUAAUUUAAAAGAUUUGAGGAUCAUGACAUGGGUGGAUUUUUUUUUUUUUAAUUAAAAAACUAGAGAUAUUAUAAAAAGUUGAUUUUUAAGGCCUUUGGUUUUGGGUUUUUUUUUUUUUCUUUAGUGACAUAAUAAAGUUCUUUUGGGAUGUUUAUUACAAAAAUAUUUGUCACUUUGGUUACAGUUUUAGGAAAAGGGAAAAUGGAGAUUUUUCUAAGUUUGUGGCCAAUGUUAUAGGACCAUGUUACUCCUACAAUUUCCCCCACAAUUCUUGUUGGCACAGUUUGAGAGUUGAAUGUGUUUAUGAGAAUAACAAGGUCCUAUUAACUUACCUCACUGUAAUAAAUAUACUGUGGCACAAAUUAUACUUUGUGAAUCAUUUUUAGCUUUACUUCAGUUAUGAAGGGAAAAAAAAGGUUGCUUUUACAAUCUUAAAUACUAUAUAUAUAUAUAUAGUCUGUAUAUAAUUACAGACUAAUACUCCAUGAAAAGCAAGUAUCACCUUUCAAAACAGAGUGGAGUGAUCUUAGAAGAUCAGGGACAGGGACCUGAUAGCCAUCUAAAAGUUUUUGAAGAACUAUACUGUGGUAAAGAGACUGAAAUUUGUUUUCGUUGGUCUCAGAGGACAAAUCUAGGAACAAAUAGGAAAGUUGCAAAAAGGAGAGUUCCUAACACACUCUUCUCACAUACCUCUCAAACAUUACCCCUUACCCCCCUUUCCCUAGUAAAAGUCUUUAAGCCCAGAUUGGGUCACUACUUGUUAGGUAUAUGGUAGAUCAUAAUCUUAUUCUGAUGGGAAUUCUACUACAUAAAAUCAUAUGAUAAAAUUUACUGCUUUGAAAGGGACCAGAGAGUUAAUCUAGUACAACCCUUUCUCCCCACACCUAUGACCUAAAAAAUUUACAGAUGAAGAAAUAAUUCCAGAAUGGUUAAAUGACUUGUCCCCUUGCAUCACUGAGAUUGUUCAAUUAUUUAAUCAAUAAAAACUAGGUUUUUUGGCUAGCUCUACCUUACAGGCUAAGUAACAGGCAUGGCAGUUUUAUUUUAUUGUUUUAUAAUAACUUAGGCUUUUAAUUUAAUAUUUUCUGUAAAUAUUAAUCCUUUUGAUUUAGGGCUAUUAAAUCAUUUUGUUUAGUUAACUGUAACAUUUUAAAACUUGUUAUAUAUCUUUGGCAUCCCAAUCACAACAUGGCUGAGUCAGUACAACUCAGUUCUCCAGCUAUAAAAAUGUAACUUGUAACUUGAAAAAGGGUGUUUUUUUUUUGUUUUGUUUUUUUAAUCUUUGUCAAGCACUUUGAGAAUCUGGGGGCAAGGGGAAUCUCUAAUAUUUUAUUAAUCAUUCCAAGACACUGCUUGUAAGUUGAUGAUCUAUGGUCAGUGUACUUUGAAAACCACUUACUUAAAUAGGCCUUUAAAACUAAAUUAUCUUGUGAGAAAAAGGAAAUGAAAAGGUAUAUACUUUGUAUUGUUGAUCAAUGGUUUACAAAUUAUUAUGAGAACUACUUGAGGGGUGGAUAUUUGAAUUUUUGAAUUUACUCUUUAAUUUACAAAUUAUUUUAAGGGACCUUAAUCUUCAUAACCGGUUUUUUUUUUUUUUUUUUUUCUGUCGUGGUAAGAACAAUUAUGCAAAAAUUGGACAGGAUUACAGAAGGUGCUCUUUUAUCUUUGGAUGACAUUUAGUAAAGUUUGACACUGAAUAUCAAGAUUAACAUAUAUUUUUAAAGUAAAAUGGUUCUCAUCUAUGGCUGAAUUUGAAUUUAACUUAAAAGUUAUAACUAAUGAUUCAUAAACCAUUGUAUGUAUCUAAGUAAACUAGUGAAAAGGCAAUAUUUAUCAAUAAUGUGUUCAUAUGACAUUUUAUAGUUUGUUAGAAGCAUUGUAAAUAAAAUUAAUAUCGCCAGUUUAAAACAAAUUUAAAACAUAUUAGUUUAACCAUACUGUACAUACUUCCAGUCUGAGGUAACUAAUUAACUAGGCUUCAUCUUUUCUACCUCUUAAUGAUAUUCCUUUUUAUCUUAAUAUCCAGUUUCCAUUCCCUCCUCAUAAAAGAAAAGUAACAUCUCCCUUUUGAUAUCUUAAUUCUAGCCCUGCUUUGUGGGGUAUGCACAAUUGUAGUAUUAUGAACAGAAAAGAAGUAAAUUUUAGUUUUGGUGUGUCUAUCAGUUUCUUUGCUUAUAGGGCUAUUCUUUUAAAUGCCUUAAAGAUGUAAGAUUUUAAUAUUUAGUUUUAUACUAGCAAUAUCUAACAAUGUGCAAAUCUACUGGGGAGAAGAGAUCUUUUACUAACAUAUCUUAUCCAGCAUUUCCUCAGAGUAUGUUAAUAGCUACCUAAAAUGUCUUAAAAUCAAUUAAGUAAAUAAAAAAAUUAGAGCCAACCUUAUAAUAUUACUCUGAUAAAGUAGAAUUACCUGAAAUAGAUCUUCUAAAUAAAUGGUGUAUCUGAAUUCUGUAUUCUCAGAUAAAGAGAGCCAAUAAAACUCUGCAUAAGUAGGGUAACACUUGGAAUCUUCUCCUACUAAAAAUCUCAGUAAAUUUGUACACUUAGGGAUGAGAAAAUCCCAUGAGCAAAUAACAAUAUUCAUCUUCAUACUUUUACAAAGUACCAAGUCAUUUUGUUUUCUGAUGUGAUAUUGUUUUAAUCAUGUGUGUGACUUUUUACAUGGUAAACUGACAAGGGAACAAGUGUUAACUAUUUUCUGGAUAAACGUGUAAUACGUUUUUUACUAAACAUUGAAGAUAUUGUCCUAGAGGAUUUAGAAAGUAGUAAAAAGAGGAUAAUAUAAAUUGCGGGAAUUAAAGUGGAAUUAAAUAUGCUCUUUUGUGAAAUGUGAUGAGGUUGUGUGGCUAGCAAUGCGUAAGGCAAGUGUAUAAAGCUGAUUGAUCUUCUCUGCUUCCUCAACAGUGGAGUUUCUGCUCCAUUUAGAACCUACACCAAAUUAACUUUUGUAACCAAACAAAAAAAAUACAACUUGUUAUUUUAAAAGUCAGGGUAGUGGAGUUAAUAUUGAUAUACAAGGUCACACAUAAUUGUUAGAAUAUGCAAUUUAAUAACUAAUUCAAAGCCUUUAUUAAAGUUUUUAAGUGAAAACUUGUUUUGUAUUCAUUUAUAAAUGGAAUUUUGGAAACCUGAUGGCCCCAGACAAAUUACUGUUGAUCUUUAGCAUAAUUAUUAUUAACAGACUUGGGUAAGAUAUUUUUGCUGUGCUAAGUUGUUCUGAAUAAUGUACACACGAAUUAAUGUGUUAACAAGAGUAAAUAUGUACAUGUCAGAAUAACCACUGAAGAUCAUGCUCUUGAGUUUCAGUUUUUUCCACUACUCUUCUAGUGUGAGGUCUGGAUGAUAUAGAAACUAUAAUUUACUUCAGCAAAAGUAAUAAGUUGUAUGCUAUAUACUAAGGCAUUGCUUUUCAAAAUCUCAUUUUUGCUGCUGUUAGGAGUUUCUCGAAAGUGAAAUUAAAAUAUUUUAGAGUAGUUAGAGAAGCCUUAAAGUAGAAAUUUCAACUUUUACUGCUUUAGAAGUAUCACUCCACUACAAGUAAGUAUACAGAGUCUCAGUGUUGCCAUAUACUGCCUUAAAAAUGUUUAUCUAGUAUUUCUGGGAUACAAAUGUUCAGCAGGUUCUUUUAAACUGAGGCUCUCUAGUUUUGUAAUGGCUGGAAAUAAACUUUAAAUUUAGAAAUUUUACUAUACAUUAGUUUAUCCUUUUUUUAAGCAAUCAUGGGCACUUUCGUAUUUUGCAUAUAUCACACUAGUCAAAACAUGGGCAACUCCUCCUUUAAAUCUGACUUGUGUAAAAACAUUGUAUUCUUGGUGAAAAGAUUAGAAACAAAGGUGAGGAAAAUGAAUAAUGAAUAUAGACAAAAAUGAUAAAUGAAUAGAAUCUUUGUUUUUUGAAAUUUUUAACUUUCAUAUAAUUUUGCCUAUUUUUGUCAUAUACCUGUGGUCUUUUUUUUCCUCUUUCAAAGAUCUCAUUUUAGGAGGGUGCUCAUAUUUAUAUCACUACGGUAUUCUUUUAAAACAUCUAGGAACCAUAUAAUGGUUCGAGUUCUUUUUUUUUUAUUGGCUUUCAUCAUUUUAAAUAACAUAAGUAGAAAAUUGUUAGAUGACCUCUUAGAACCAUGUUGUGUUACUAAUACAUGUCCUCUGUGUAUGGGACAUAACCUCUAGAAGCUUAUCUCCAAGAACAAUAAAUUUCAGAAAACAAUUUAGUUUAUUUAUUCAGAAUUUAUGCAUGCAUAUGUGUGUGUGAGUGAAUCUGUGUGUAUAAUACAUAGACAAGUAUAUAAAAAUCAGCAUAUAAAAAGCACACAUUUCAUGUAUGUAAUUCACAAAUAAAAAUCAAACUAAAAUGUAUUAACAAUUAAAAUAAAAAAUCCAGGUUUAGUCAAAUUAAGUUCCUUCGGUUUUUCAAAACGGAAAGUUUUUAAUAUUAAAAGGUCAGCUAAUCUAUAAACAAUACUGGCUUAAAAUUGGAGUACACACAUAGAUUAUAAAUUGAGAUUUUUCCUAAUUGGUGCUUUAUAAAAUCCUUGUAGUUUGUCAUUUUUUUCCCCAAGAAAAUGUUAAUAUUUAUUAAUUGUGGUAUUAUAGGAUAAUUCUCCAGAUACUUUAUUUAAGGCUUUUACCUUACCUCUAAGUCUUGAUAGGAUAAACGCAAUUAAUAAGUCAUUCUUUAGAGACUACAAGAAAAACAUUAAACCUUUGUGAAAUGCUAGUUGACAACAAACUAUUACUUAAAAGGAACAAUGAAUAAACUACAAAUUGUUAUUUUUACUUUUGAUAAAAUAUAAGUGCUUAAUAGUUUAAACAAAUUUAAAGGUGUUUUACAGAAAAGAUAAUAGGCUGUUAUAUAGCAAUUCAUCAUGUUAAGAAAUUUGAACAGAAGACACAGCAAAAUUAAUAUUUAAUAACUAAAAAUUCACCUAAAAUUCAUCUAAGAAUUUUACUAGAAAAUGUGGCUUGGGAUACCUCUUUAUUGUGCAAUAAUGAUUAUCCAAGGAAAAGAAAAUGAGUAGUAUAAUGUGUAAUAAAAAUACAGUAACUAAGGGCAGCUAGGUGGCACAGUGGAUAGAGUACCAGUCUUGAAGUCAGGACGACUUGAAUUCAAGUCUAGCAUCAGACACAAUACUUCCUGGCUGUGUGACCCUGGGCAAGUCACUUAACCUCAAAUGCCUCAGCAAAAAAAAAAAAUUACAGUAACUAAAGAUAGGCAUAUAACAUAAUCAUGAGUUCUAUAAACAUCACUUCUCUCAGGUUAUUUAUAACAUAAAAACCAUUAUCUGUGGAUAAAAAAAAAAAAAAAAAAUUGGGCAUUAACUAAUGCCCAAGUAACUUUUCCUCUUGAGUUUAUAGUAACACAGCUGACCCCUGGAAUCAGUGACUAGAUUGUAAAAUAUCCUUUAAGUUCUGUAGUUUCCAUCAUGACCCUAAUUAUUGACUGCCUGGUUCAUUUUAAAGUGGAUCACUCACAGCCACUCUGCAGUUAUUAAGUCACAGGAUUACUGCUACUUGAAAGGGUAUGUUAAUGUAUUCCAGCUCUCCAAAGUAAAAUCUCUAACCUUUAUUUCAGUGUUUAGCACUAUUCCAUAGAAUGUGGCCCACAGUAAGCAAUUAAAUUCUUUUUUAUUUGUCUGAAAUAAUACUCAAAUUCAGGCCAGUUUAUUAGUUAUUUUAGAAACCAAUUGCAAGAGUUCCAAAUUUAGCAACAACCAAAGAUAUUCUGAAAAGAAACUUAAAAUUACAAUUUUCUUUAUGAAUAAUCUUUACUGUCAUUAAGCCACUGAAAGAAAUCCAAUUACAUUUAUUUUUGAAUAUAUGUAUUUGAAAACAUUUUCCUCAAUAUGCAAAUGUGACCACAUAUAGGGAAAGUGGAAAAAGCUGUGCAAAUUGUUUUGAUAGAAAACCCCACACUAUAGGUUCGAUCCCAUUCCAAUAUUUCAGUUGUGUGACCAUCAGUAAUAAUUUUAUUUCUCCACAUCUGUUUCCUGCAUCUGUAAAACGGAUUAUAUUUGCACUGCUUUAUCCCUCAGUUUUAUAAGAAAUCACUUUAAGUGUCAGUUAUUCAUCACAUUUCCAUCUUACUGUUCUACUGGUAAUUUCCUCUCUUCUCAAAUGAGCAUUUCACUUCUUCCCUCUAACUUUCCUAACAUUUUAAGUAAAAGCAAAGAAAGGUAUUGACAAACACAGUAAAUGAAACAAGCCAUAUUUUAAAAGAACACUACCCUAGCUUCACCUCUUACAACAUAAAAAUUAAGAUUAUAAUGGAAUGAGGUCUUGUAUAAUGCAAAAAAUGCACUGGCCCAGGAGGCAAAGAGACAUAUACAAUAACCUCAAGAGACUUGGGUUUCAAUUCUAAAAUUCUGACAAAAUGAUUUUAAAAGAUUCAGUAAAUGUAAAGUAUUAAUAUAAUUAACAUUAUAGUGCUUCCUCCUCCAACACAACACACAUAACUUUAGUGUAUGGGAAUCAGCAGCAGAGAUGAUUCUUGAUCUUUUUUCUUGGAUCCCUCUGGCAGUCUAGUGAAACUUAUGGAACCUUGUCAGAAUUUUUUUAAAAUUAUAAUUGGAGGAAAUGCUAAAUUUUUGUCAGAGGUUGGUGAAUUUUAAGAUUUUUUUUCCCCAAUCUACAUUCACAGAUCCUGCCACUCUGAAACCUAUGAAGAGAUUUAUGGGUCCUAGAUUAAAAAGACACUUAUUAAUCUGUAAGGCAGAAUUGAGAUGAAUCACAAAGUUCAGCAAUAAGUAUUGCCAAAGCAACAUAUAUUGUAUCUAGGAUAUACUGCAACAUAUCCAACAUAUAAAGGACUGCUUGCCAUCUAGGGGAGGGGGUGGAGGGAGGGAGGGGAAAAAAAAAAUCGGAACAGAAACGAGUGUCAAUAUAAAGUAAUUAUUAAAUAAAAAAUUAAAAAAAAAAUAAGUAUUGCCAAAGCAAAUUGUUCUGAUAAAACAGGCUGAGCCAGGCAGGGAGCGCUGAGACCCACCAUAGGCCCACAGGUAAAUUGCAUGAAAAUAACACUAAAUUAACAGCUGCUCUUAUUCCUGCUCUAAGAGUUCUUCAAAUCGCAUGAAUAUUGUAAAAUAUAAAACCAGGUUUGCUUUUUAAAAAAGGAAAUUUAGGAUUUUUAGAACAAAAUGUUCUGUUUUUACACCAAUGGCAAAGAACAAAAUCCCUUAUCCAUAAUUAGGAAUAGUCAAAGCUGUUAAAAGUUUUUCCUGGAAUAUCUAGAGUUCUUUAUAUCUUGCUUUUUUUAUAUAGUUAAGUUCUUUCUCAUCUUUUUUCAAAUUAUCAUAUACAAACAUUAUUUCCCAGUAAAAUGUAAGUCCCUGAAAAUAGGCCUGUUUCAUUUUUUGUCUUUGUACUUUCAACAUUUAGCAUAAGACGUUUCUUAAUAAAUGAUUUUUGGACUCAACUAUAAA
Antechinus flavipes (yellow-footed antechinus) is the source of this 11790-nucleotide messenger RNA. RefSeq names its product Ro60, Y RNA binding protein (gene RO60). The record is from RefSeq and is a predicted model, not a curated record. NCBI's taxonomy places the organism in Eukaryota, Metazoa, Chordata, Mammalia, Dasyuromorphia, Dasyuridae. Gene Ontology annotation, cellular component: ribonucleoprotein complex. The transcript is spliced from 10 exons. Gene Ontology annotation, molecular function: RNA binding. Bases 355 to 1971 code for a protein of 538 amino acids.